Cygnus olor (mute swan) is the source of this 5646-nucleotide messenger RNA. RefSeq names its product endosome-lysosome associated apoptosis and autophagy regulator family member 2 (gene ELAPOR2). The record is from RefSeq and is a predicted model, not a curated record. Bases 1215 to 3626 code for a protein of 803 amino acids. Gene Ontology annotation, biological process: positive regulation of BMP signaling pathway. NCBI's taxonomy places the organism in Eukaryota, Metazoa, Chordata, Aves, Anseriformes, Anatidae. The transcript has 19 exons.
GGAAGAGGUUCUUUACUCAGAGGGUGGUAAGGCCCUGGCACAGGUUGACUAGAGUAGCUGUUGUUGGGGAGAGUAGGGUUGGAACUAGAUGACCUCUACGGUCCCUUCCAACCCAAACCUUUCUAUGUUUCUAUGAAACUUUGGACAGUGGCAUUUCAGUGGCAGUGGAUUGCAAAUCGCCAGGAAACGGUGAAGUUUUCAGUUUUGCCAGGCACAGGUGCCUGCACUACUGGUCUGAGGCCAAGCAAGAUGUUCUCAAAUGGUGGAAGGAAGUGUGGAUGCUUCUUGUUAGAUACCCAUUGAUUGUGCCCUUCCUUACUGCCCUUCCCAAACUCUUUUUACACAUUGAAUCAUUUUGCAUCUUGUGAGAAUAGACUAUCUUAUUACCAUUUUCCAGAUAGGAAGUCAGACACAAAGGUGUUGAGGCUGAGAUUGUGGAACGUAAUCAGGGAUCUGCCUCCUAUUUAGGUGCUUCUUCUCCCCUCUUCACCCCCGGGCUGUAGGUCUGGGUAGGAAUUAAGUGUGCAGGUGCUCUGGAAGAUGUGGGGUUACAUGACUUAUUUCAGAUAGGAUGUUGAGCAACUUUCAGGAAGAGACUUGACCCCAGGUGUUCUGAACUGCAGUGCAAAGCAUUGAAAUGGCCUUUCUCCCUGUUGGAAUAAAGGCUGAGUAAUUGAGCUCAUACAUCAAAGAGAAUUGGUACUAUAUCUUCAGAGAAGACAGCUAGGAGAAGAAAAGAGUGGAAAGCUCUGAGGCCAAGUGUCAAACCCUGCUGUAAGGAGAAGCUGUAGAGCUGUACUGGGCCUGGCCAAGGGACAACUGGCCUUGUACCUCUGCCAGAACAGACCCCAUGGCACAUACUCUUUCUCUGGAAAACAUCGCUCUCAUCUCUGAGGUCAGGAGGCAGGGAGCCAAAGAGGUGGUAUAUAUUGGCUGCACCUGAAAGCAUGUUGGAGAAAGAAGUUUGUCUUCUAGCCUUGGGCUGUCCACUCCUAUCUCCCCCCCGAUCUGGGGGCUCAGGGCCUCCAGGUUUAAGAGAACUGGAUCUUGUGGGCUUGGGAGAAGGAGGAAGCAGCCACGUCAAGACGCUCAGCAUCCAAAUCUAACCAGACAAUGAGAAGACAAGGUUGAGGUCUGCUCCUCCUGCUCUUUUUUUCAUCUGCAUCAGGAUUGCUGUCAUCAGAGGCACUAUACAAAAUGACCAGUGCAAAGAGAUGGAGUCUACAGCAGACAAGUGGGUGAAGCUGACAGACAACGGGGAAUGGGGCUCUCAUUCUGUAACUUUGAAAUCAGGUAGUAAUAUAUUAUACUGGAGAACAACAGGGAUUCUCAUGGGGUCCAAGGUGGUAAAACCAGUUCUGGUGAAAAACAUCACAAUUGAAGGAGUUGCAUAUACAUCUGAAUGCUUCCCAUGCAAGCCUGGAACCUUCAGCGACAAACCAGGCUCAUCCGGCUGCCAAGAGUGUCCAAGAAAUACUUAUUCUGAGAAAGGAGCUAAAGAGUGCAUCAAAUGUAAAGAAGAAAUCUAUUAUGCAGAUGAGGGAUCCAGUGUGUGUAUAGAGCGUCCUCCAUGCACAAGCAAAGACUUUUUCCAGAUCCACACCCCAUGUGAUAAAGAAGGAAAAACUCAGAUCAUGUACAAAUGGAUUGAACCCAAGAUCUGCAGAGAGGAUCUCCCUGAUGCAUUGACUCUACCUCCUUCUGGAGAGAGGAAGGAUUGUCCACCCUGCAAUCCUGGCUUCUACAGCAAUGCCUCGUCUUCCUGUACUCCUUGCCCACAGGGCACGUUUUCAGAUGGUACACAGGAGUGCAGAGCCUGCCCUGCUGGGACUGAACCAGCUCUUGGCUUUGAGUACAAGUGGUGGAACAUCCUGCCAAGCAACAUGAAGACUUCUUGCUUUAACGUUGGCAACUCAAAGUGUGAUGGGAUGAAUGGUUGGGAGGUGGCUGGUGACCACAUCCAGAGUGGGGCAGGAGGCUCUGAUAAUGACUACCUUAUCUUGAACCUGCACAUCCCAGGAUUUAAACCACCGACAUCAGUGACAGGAGCAACUGGGUCAGAACUAGGACGGAUUACUUUUAUUUUUGAGACCAUCUGUUCAGCAGAUUGUGUGCUGUACUUUAUGGCGGAUAUUAAUCGAAAAAAUACGAAUGUGGUGGAAUCAUGGGAAAGAAGUAAAGAGAAACAAUCCUACACUCACAUCAUCUCCAAAAAUGCUUCCUUCACGUUUACCUGGGCAUUUCAGAGAAUAAACGAGGGCCAAGAUAGCAGGCAGUUCAUCAAUGACAUGGCAAAGAUCUACUCCAUCACGGUGACCAACGCGGUGGAUGGAGUCUCCUCUUCUUGCCGGGCCUGUGCACUAGGCUCCGAGCAGUCGGGCUCGUCCUGCGUGCCCUGCCCGCCAGGACACUACAUCGAAAAGGAGACCAGCCAGUGCAAGGAGUGUCCGGCCAACACCUUCCUGUCCAUCCACCAGGUCUAUGGCAGGGAGGCCUGCAUCCCAUGCGGGCCUGGCAGCAAGAGCAACAAGGACCACUCUGCUUGCUUCAGUGACUGCACGGUGUCAUACUUCAAGGAUAACCAGAGCCUGAAUUAUGAUUUUAGCAACCUCAGCCAGGUGGGCUCGUUAAUGAGCGGGCCCAGCUUCACCUCCCGUGGGACCAAGUUCUUCCACUUCUUUAACAUCAGCUUGUGUGGCAAUGAGGGGAAAAAGAUGGCUAUUUGCAAUGACAAUAUCACAGAUGUUACUCUGAAGGACAUGGUUGCAGAAUCAGAAGAUUUUUCCAACUUUGUGGGAGCUUUUGUCUGUCAGUCCACCAUCAUUCCUUCAGACAGCAAGGGUUUCCGAACGGCCUUGGCUCUGCAGUCCAACAGCCUUGCUGACAGGUUCUUAGGAGCUACUGUUGAAACAACACUGGAAAAUAUCAGCAUCAAGACAGACUUGUUUCCUCCUUCUCCAAGCAAAGUACCUGAUGUGCAUUUCUUUUACAAGUCUUCAACAGUGACAACCUCCUGUGAAAAUGGUCGUACAACUGUUGUGACAAUGAGAUGCAACCCCAACAAACCGGACCAAGGAGAACUUUCUGUGCCCGGCUCAUGCCCUGCUGGCACCUGUGAUGGGUGCACUUUCUACUUCAUGUGGGAAAGUGCAGAAGCUUGCCCUCUGUGCACGGAGCAAGACUACCAUGAGAUUGAGGGAGCCUGUAAAAAAGGAUUUCAGGAAACCUUGUAUGUAUGGAAUGAGCCAAAGCAUUGCAUUAAAGGGGUUCCCUUGCCAGAGAAAAGAACCAGCACUUGUGAAACGGUGGAUUUUUGGCUAAAGGUUGGAGCUGGUGUUGGUGCUUUCACAGCCGUUUUGCUCAUAGCCUUGACCUGCUAUUUUUGGAAGAAGAACCAGAAGCUGGAGUAUAAAUAUUCCAAAUUAGUGAUGACAGCGAACUCAAAAGAGUGUGAGCUGCCAGCUGCUGACAGUUGUGCUAUAAUGGAAGGAGAAGAUAAUGAAGAAGAAAUAGUAUAUUCAAAUAAGCAGUCACUGCUGGGGAAGCUCAAAUCCUUGGCAACGAAGGAAAAAGACGAUCACUUUGAAUCUGUUCAGCUGAAAUCUUCAAGAUCCCAGAAUAUAUGAAUAAUUAAUGCUGCCUUCAAAGAAACAAACCUGAUUUCUAUUUUUACAGGACCAUAUUUUAAACAUGUUCUGGCACACAUUGUAGUGUUGAUCUCAGUGAGAAAUGCUCAGCCAUUUAGGAAGAAAGAAGACAGAAAGCAAACCAGAAAAUUGGAUUGCCUUAUCACGCGAUUGAGUACCUUGCCAAAAAAGAAAGCAGAUGCUUGGAUUCCAUACUGGGAAUGAAAUUCAACUCAGGAAGAGAUAUACGUACUGCAAAUAACGUGAUUUUUUGCAUUCACCUGAGCAUCACUCAGGCAUGCCAUGUGAUUUAUAGGUACCUUUCAUUUCCUAUCAUUCCUUCUCCACAUAUUCAUAAGAAUGAUUUUCAGAGAGGCUUGAAACCUCCUGCAAAUGUUGUGUAUUGUCCUUUAGCAGCAUAACUGUGAGUCUUUCUUGAAAUGAAAAUUGUGAAUGGUACUGGGAAUGGGCCUCAGGUGAGUGUUGAACUCUGGAGAAUGCUUUUGAUUUUCAUGUUUUGAAGGGCUUGAUGGUCUGCAUUGACCUCUGAUACAAGAGGCAUGGUUUUGCACCUGCAAGUUGAACCCAUUCUGAUGACUAAUCCAUGGCAAUCAGGAUCGGAGUAAAACCUGAUGCCAUUGAAUAUAAAUGUGUUAGCUGAUGUAGUAUAAAUUGCAGAUCUGGGCCCAUGAGUUUACAGGCAAUAGCAGGCUCAAGCUCUAUAAAGACAAGGAAAAUGGUAUCUACAGUGGAAGCGGCAUUCAGUGCUCUCUUUGGAAGCUUGUCCUUUUAAGAGAGGUUGGUGGCAGUUUCACUCCCCUCCCUUGGGCUGCCAAUAUGCCACCUUCCCAUAGACUGCAAGCCAGCAAAGGCUGAACUCUGGAAGUAAGGCAAGAAUCUCUACUUUUGGAGAUCAGGGAUCAGCUUUAUCAGCUAAGGGGCUUAUUAGAAAUACUCAGCCACCUCUGCUUCUGGACCUGGGCAAGGAAUGAGGAUGUAUGCCCAGGGGAGCUGAGCGUGGCUUGUGCACUUAUGCAGCUCAGCAUCUAAAUGCUUUCUGCUGUCAAUGCAAGUACCUGCUUGGAAAGGAGGGCACAACAUGUUGCCCUGAAAACUGGAGGCUAGGUGGACUUCAUAAAGUCAGCCACUUUGUAAGCAUGAGAUCUUCAUAAUGCCCACCCUAAUCAUUUCCUGAAAUUCCUGCUGAAGUCAGACUCAAAGGAAUCUGAAAAUUAGGCAAAAAAUAUUUAGGAAAAAAUAUACAAGACUUGUAUAGAGCCUGGAGAAAAUGAGGAACCCAUCUUAUGCUGACCUCCGGUCAGACUCGUAUUUCCGUUCCUGUAAAAUUAUGUGAAUUGUGGAAUGCAUCAAAGCCAAAAGAGACACAUGGUCAGAAAUGGUCUUUUUACAAUAAGGAAUAGAGAUUUUUUGGUUUUAUAUGACUGAGCUACAUCUAUCUAUAAAAGAAGGCCCUAUUAAGUAAAAUUUAAAUUAAACUGAAUUUUCUGCACUCCGAAUAUUUUAUUAUACUACAGAUGUGGACGAAAAAUUUAUGAAGUUUAGAUUUUUUUUUUUGUUUCUUUAGGGAAAAUUCAGCUCAUCUUUUUUAUAUCUCCUGUCACAGAACACGGGCUUUACUCUUUUGAUGGAAGAUACUUCAGGCAUCUUUACAGAAGUGGUGUACAUUUUUUGUUGUUCUUGAAAAGGCACUUCACUUUCCCAACAAAGAUUUUUAUGGGGUAUUGUUGAAUGUAUAUUAAAUACACAUUCCUUUUUGUAUAUUUUGUAUCAUUGCACACUUAUUAUUGUACAUUGUGUUUGUCGUCAUGAUGUCAUUUAUAUAUGGUUGUCAGAGAUGAUAUGCUCACGGAGUAAAUGGUCAUGGCUUUGGGACUUCACUUCUUGGAUCUUUUAUGAAGAGGGUUUUUAUGUCGUUGAUUUUUAUUCAACCAGUGUGCUGUAGCAUCAAAGAUAUAUAUCUGAUGGGCAUUCAUAAAAUAAAGUGAAAAUAUAUUUGAAA